This is a messenger RNA of Carassius carassius (crucian carp), 1159 nucleotides long. RefSeq names its product NADH-cytochrome b5 reductase 3-like. Gene Ontology annotation, cellular component: mitochondrion. The record is from RefSeq and is a predicted model, not a curated record. Lineage: Eukaryota; Metazoa; Chordata; Actinopteri; Cypriniformes; Cyprinidae. Gene Ontology annotation, molecular function: oxidoreductase activity; FAD binding. The transcript has 9 exons. The coding region runs from base 134 to 1048 and encodes 304 amino acids.
UUUACUAUGCGCAGUAACGUGCGCAGCGUUGUUUGCCUCCAACACAGCUGCCUUCAUGUUCAUGGGUGUGCCGACGAAUUUUUAUUCAGAAGCUUCGUUCUGACUGAAUCUCUGUAGAAGUACAUCUACUGCCAUGAGUUACGCGGUGUCCACUACAGUUGCAGUCACGGUUGGAGUGGUGCUGGUCUCCACAGCAUGUCUUUUUAGUUAUUAUUACUUCAACAGGAAAAGGAAACCAAAGAUUACCCUGAUUAAUCCAUCUGAAAAAUACAAAUUGAGACUAGUAGACAAAGAGAUCAUAAGCCAUGAUACCCGCAGGUUUCGCUUCGCCCUGCCCAGUCCAGAGCAUGUUUUGGGAUUACCAGUAGGCAAACAUGUUUAUCUCUCUGCCAGGAUUGAUGGGAAUCUGACUGUGCGUCCCUACACACCAGUGUCCAGUGACGAUGACAAAGGAUUCGUUGACCUCGUUGUGAAGAUUUAUUUUAAGAAUGUGCACCCAAAGUUCCCAGAAGGGGGAAAGAUGUCCCAGUACUUGGAAAGUUUGAGGAUCGGAGAUGUGAUUGACUUCAGAGGACCAGGAGGUUUGCUGGAGUACAAGGGGCAAGGUCAGUUUGCAAUACAGGCCGAUAAGAAGACCCCUGCUGAGACUAAGACUGCAAGAACGUUGGGUCUUAUAGCUGGAGGAACAGGCAUUACACCAAUGUUGCAGCUGAUUCGUGACAUCAUCAAAAGCCCAAGUGAUACAACGACAUGCAGCCUGCUGUUUGCCAACCAGACUGAGAAGGACAUUCUGCUGAAGGAUGAUCUGGAGGAGAUUCAGGCGAGGCAUCCGGAUCGCUUCAAACUCUGGCUCACAGUGGACCAAGCUCCUGAAGAUUGGGAGUACAGUCAGGGCUUCAUCAGUGCUGAGAUGAUUCAGGAGCACCUGCCUCCACCCGGUGAUGACUCUAUGAUCCUCAUGUGUGGUCCACCUCCCAUGAUCCAGUUUGCAUGUUAUCCCAACCUGGACAAACUGGGCUACAGGCAGAGCCAACGUUUCGUCUAUUAGACCGUAGUCAAUGCUCCGGGCCCAGACACAAAUUACACAGAAUUACUCACAAAUUAAGCUAAAUUGCACAAUUCUGUUUAAGCAAAUAUUGCAUUACAAGUCUCAUCAUAU